CGUGCUCGGGCCGCCAUGUUUGAGCAGGGCGCGGCCCUCCCUGCACACAUCGGGGAGGGACGGGUGCGCGCGGACGGCAGCGGAGGGACAAGAGACAGGACCCUCCUCACCAUCUCCCAGACAAAGCAGCGGAGAGAGGGGCCGCGGCACGGCUCCGCCACCGGCCGCGGCGCUCCUUCCGCUCAGAGCAUCGCUCUGCCUUUCCCAAAGAUGGCGACGCGGGAUUCGCCCCACUCCAAGAUGGCAGCGGGGCGGCCCCGCCCCGGGGCGGCGGAGCGGCGGCGGCCGGGGUGUCCUUGCGGCGGGCCGGCCCGGGGUGCGGGGCCAUGCUCGCCUUGGCGGCCAGGGCUGCGCACAUUGUCAGGUGGAAGAGGAGACCCAGACAGGCCGAGGGAGAGCUUUACGGUCUUUUCUGUCCUACCGGCCAUGGAUAGGAAGCAGAAGCAAGCAGAGAAGGCCAGGCCCCGUGGCCUGCUGAAGCAGACAGCUCUGAACAAGAUCGUGGGCAGGUUCCAGCUCCACCAGGAAGCACUGCCCCAGCUGCCCGUGCCCCCACUGCAGCAGACUCUGGAUCGGUACCUGCUGGCCCUGCAGCCCAUCGUCAGCCCCGAGGAGCUGAGCCACACGCAGCAGCUGGUGGCUGAGUUCCGCAAGCCGGGAGGCGUCGGGGAGAGGCUGCAGAAAGGCCUGGAGAGAAGAGCCAGGAAAACAGAGAACUGGCUCUCAGACUGGUGGCUGAAGACAGCUUACCUGGAAUAUCGCUUGCCAGUUGUGGUCCACUCCAGCCCAGGUGUGGUUUUACCUAAGCAGGAUUUUCUGGAUCGACAAGGUCAGCUCAGGUUUGCUGCCAAGCUGAUCGAGGGUAUCCUGGAUUUCAAGGCCAUGAUUGACAAUGAGACCCUUCCAGUGGAGUACAUGGGUGGGAAGCCCCUCUGUAUGAACCAGUACUACCAGAUCCUCUCAUCCUGCCGCAUUCCCGGGCCCAAGCGGGACUCCAUUGUCAACUAUGCCAAAGGCAAAAAGCAGUCCAGGCACAUCACAGUUGUUCACAACUUCCAGUUCUUUGAGCUGGAUGUUUACAACAGUGAUGGAUCUCCCCUUACUGCUGACCAGCUCUUCAUUCAGCUGGAGAAGAUUUGGAAUACCUCCCUCCAAACAAACAAAGAACCUAUUGGAAUUCUCACCACCAACCACCGAAACAGCUGGGCAAAAGCCUACAACAACCUCCUGAAAGAUAAGACCAACAAGGAAUCGGUGCGUACGAUUGAGAAGAGCAUCUGCACCGUGUGCCUGGAUGCCCCCAUGCCCCGCGUGUCCGAGGACAUCUACAAGAGCCGCGUGGCUGCGCAGAUGCUGCACGGUGGCGGCAGCCGCUUGAACAGCGGCAACCGCUGGUUCGACAAAACCCUGCAGUUCAUUGUUGCUGAAGAUGGCUCCUGUGGUCUCGUAUAUGAGCAUGCUCCCUCUGAAGGCCCACCCAUCGUUGCUCUUCUGGACCACAUUGUGGAGUUCACGAAGAAACCCGAGACGGGCAAAUCGCCGACAGUUCAUCUGCCAGUGCCCAAAAAGCUGCGGUUUAACAUCACCCCAGAAAUCAAGAAUGACAUAGAGAAGGCAAAGCAAAACCUCAACAUAAUGGUUGAAGAUCUGGAUAUCAAAGUCAUGGUCUUUCAUCAAUUUGGGAAAGGUUUCCCCAAGUCAGAGAAGAUAAGCCCUGAUGCUUUUAUCCAGCUGGCCUUGCAGCUGGCAUACUACAGGAUGUACGGCCGCGCCUGUGCCACGUACGAGAGCGCGUCACUGAGGAUGUUCCGCCUGGGCCGCACCGACACCAUCCGCUCCGCCUCGGUGGACUCCCUCAAGUUUGUGCAAUCCAUGGACAGCCCUGACAAAUCGGACCAGGAGAAAGCAGACCUGCUGAGGAGAGCCACGCAGGCCCACCGGGAAUACACAGACAUGGCCAUACGGGGCAAUGCAAUAGACCGGCACCUCCUGGGGCUGAAGCUCCAGGCAAUCGAGGACCUGGUGAGCAUGCCUGAGCUCUUCAUGGACACAGCCUAUGCUGUUGCAAUGCACUUCAAUCUCUCAACCAGCCAGGUCCCAGCCAAGACAGAUUGCGUGAUGUGUUUUGGUCCCGUGGUUCCAGAUGGCUACGGAGUGUGUUACAACCCUAUGGAGGAACACAUCAACUUUGCAAUUUCAGCCUUCAAUAGCUGUGCUGACACAAACGCAGCCCGCAUGGCACAUUACCUUGAGAAAGCACUGCUAGACAUGAGGAUCUUGCUCCAGGCUGCUCCCAAAUCCAAACUGUAAGAGGGAAACCCCCCAGUUAAAUGGGCUAUCCCUGAUGCACUGAAGCUCCCAGUUCCUCAGAAAACGAUUCAGAGAACAGCUUGCCCUGGAACCUAAGGAGAUAUCUGCCAUUUGUUUUCAGCAAGAUGUUACAGAAUAGUCACCCACAGCUGUCAGACUCUGUAGUGAGAGGAAACACUGCCUCAAACCAAAGUAGAACUGAGAGGGCCUCUCCCAUCAAUGCAAAGUGCACCUUCCUGUCCUCAAAGAGGACGCAAAUAUGAUUUUUAUGAAAACUACUGUAAGGGAAGACAGAAAGCACAGUCCUUGCCAGUAUCUAAAUCCAUUUGGUGAGGAAGGUAGUUCUUGUCCAUGAAAAGCAGGGAAUAUUUAUUGUAUGAUAGAACUACUGUAAAACCAAGUCUUUUUCCUGGUUUCAUCUUCUGAAGAGCAUCUUCCAGUCUUGAGUGAAGAUUUUUCUACUGCUCCAGCAAAGCCUCAUCAUUCAGCUUCAGCAAGGGGAGAAGGAAGUUAAGCCAGAGCAGAUCCAGUCUCGUUAGAGUACACUGAACUACUUAUCCCAGGCACUCCAACCAGUACAGGCUCUACAGGAAUGUUCCCUUCCCCUUGUUCAAGACACUGGGAUCGCCUUCGUCUAACACUGACCCUCUUAACAACAGGACAUGAUUUGAUGCAAACUAAGGUGAUUUUUACUGUUUCAGGUUAUUUUUGUUGUUGUUCUUGCUCUGGGCUUUUUGUUAAGCUUCCUGCCAUGGUCCUAUCAUUGAUCAUGCAGCUCAGCCUUAAGCUUUUUCCCCAUAAAGCUUCUAGGAAACUCUCCUCAUGUAAGUUUUGCCAGCUUUGGCUUUAUGUACCUUCACAGCUGCAGAGAUGAGAAGGAAUUUCUUAGGCAUUUAGCAGGACACUUGCUCCAUUACACUUUUUUGGAGCUGAGGAAAAGAAAAAGAUGCUGACUCUUUAUUAACAAGCCACAUGCCUGAUGUCCUUCAGGACACACACAUUAACCCAGUGUGGUUUUACACCUUGCUUUCAGAAACAGCCUUUUUGUGCACAAUGUUAUGCCUGAGCUGUGGACAAAGAAGGAUGUUUCUGACUGGGAACUCCAGAACAUACUUCCAUUCCUGGCCCAAGAGCUGAAAUCUGUUAAAGGGCAAAGGAAAAACAGCUGCAGAAACCCUUCUUUCACUCUGCUGUGACAAGGCAGAAAAUCUUGAAAAACAGGAAGAAAGCUGUAGGUUUUUUUUCUGCACUGUGGCAGCCACUGUUCCUGCACAGCACCUUUUCUGCCACUCUGGGGAGUUAUUUCUUACUGAAAUACUACUCCAAUUUGUGCCAGCUUUAUUCUGUGAGAGAAUGAUCUCAUCUGAUCCUGUUUUUAUGUUCAGUUGACAAACUUGAGACAGUAAAAGAUUAUAUAUAAACAUUAACAUACAAUGGUAGCAUAGGAACUACUUCCAACCAAUCUGUCAGAACCCAGGCUCCUGACUACACUUUUAUUUAGUAAAACCAUAUGGUAAUAAAGAAUUCUAGUGCUCUUUCUGCAGUAGGACUUCUGUAUUUAAAUUGCACACCCUUCAAGAUGUGUCUGCUGGGAUGUCACCAUAAACAAGAAGCAUUAGGAGUGCGAUGGCCUGUUUUGCUAACAGGGAAAUAAUUGCAAGGGACAUGAUCAAAGUGCCUUGAUGAACAUAUAUGAACAAAUUUGCACUAAAGCUUUUUAAAGUAAAAGAAGAAAAAAAAUUCUGAUUUGCUUCUCAAAAUAUACAUGCCAAUGCUUUGGCAUUUUUUUUUUCCUGAAAGGAUGUUAUUUCAAAGCUUCUAUCUUAUGCCUAAUAACAUACCUUAAAAGAGGAAAAUUUAAUUGAAACUCACCUGCACAGCCAGUGAUUGUACUGAACUUGAGUGAACUGCCACUUUCACAUCAUCUACAUGGAUUUAGUUGAUCUUUUAGAAGAAUCCUGAAUGGAGUGAGACAGCCUAAAAACAUGAAUAGGAGCACUACAGACCUGCAAGCAGAAAUCCCUGCUCUGGUCACUCCUCUGUAUCAAUCAGACUGAAAACUGCAAGAGGAUACUCAGUAUUAUCAAACUCUAAGUGAUUGUGUAAAUACUACAGACAAGAACAAACCUUACUGGAAUAACAUCUGGAUUUAUGGAGCCUUUUACAUGGGAAAAAUAUUCCUUUUGCCAAAGUAAUCCUCCCCCCAUACUGAAUCAGCCUCUGUUACCAGGGGAUGAAUUAUUUUUCCAUGUCUGCAAUGCCUUCAAGCACAAGCAGCGCCACUGAAGUAUUUGAGACUGGCCCUUUUCCACUUCUGUCUCAAAGGGGAAGGCUCUCAAAGCAAAGUGCCUGGUAAAGACUGAGCAUAAGCAUGUGCUGCUGAAGACUGUACCUCAGAAGAUUGGAUUGAUCUACUCUGGAUCUAAAUCUGGACAUCCCACUAGCUUCAGCAGAUUACAGCUGCAGGGAGCAGACUGAAAGAGAUCCAAGAUUCAUAAACCACCUUAUUAAAACACAGAGCUGAAAUUCAGAUGAAUGAGGUUGAUUUUUAAAGUGCUUGCAAGGACACUAAAAUCAUUACAAGGUUUUUCCUUUAAAAAGUCUUUUCUUACUGUACAAGUUCUAAAAUGUGAUGUCCUUCUGGUUUGUAUCUUCAAGAUUUUUUCACUGUUGACUUACUGAAUAAUGUUCUCCCUGUUUCUGAUUGUUUUAUCAAGAGAUGUCACUUGUCUUAAAGGCACAUUAAGUAGAAGAAACUAAAACUCCAGAAAAAUGACCAGUUCGGAACAAAUUAUUUCAGAAAUUCAUAGACUGAAAAUAUUCAGAUAACUCUUGGGGUGAGUGCAAUUUUUGACACAGCCUGAUAGUGUUGCAUGUUUUGUUGGUUAGCUGUGUUAAAUACUGUUGGGUAGUGGGAUCCAUGUCAUGCAAAGUUUGGAAACAUUUGUUGAAUAAACUGGGACACAAUAAACAGAUAAAUGCUA
Messenger RNA from Motacilla alba alba, 5294 nucleotides. RefSeq names its product carnitine O-acetyltransferase (gene CRAT). Gene Ontology annotation, biological process: carnitine metabolic process, CoA-linked. Gene Ontology annotation, cellular component: peroxisome. The record is from RefSeq and is a predicted model, not a curated record. Lineage: Eukaryota; Metazoa; Chordata; Aves; Passeriformes; Motacillidae. Gene Ontology annotation, molecular function: carnitine O-acetyltransferase activity.